This is a messenger RNA of Alosa sapidissima (American shad), 4933 nucleotides long. RefSeq names its product TUB bipartite transcription factor (gene tub). The transcript is spliced from 12 exons. The record is from RefSeq and is a predicted model, not a curated record. Bases 513 to 2006 code for a protein of 497 amino acids. Lineage: Eukaryota; Metazoa; Chordata; Actinopteri; Clupeiformes; Clupeidae. Gene Ontology annotation, cellular component: cilium. Gene Ontology annotation, biological process: protein localization to cilium.
GAGACAGAGCGGGAGAGUACCAGGAGGCAAGAGGAAGAGAAAGUGUGCACGAGCUGGUAGCAGGCACAAAAAGCACGCAGACACACGCGCGCACACACAUAAACGCAUGCACACGCAAACCGAGGGAAGGAAGGAAGCAAGGACGAGAGGACCUUAGAAGCUGAAACACAUUCUGCAUACAAGCAUCGCAGGAGCUGUGGCUUUCUCUCUGGAACCAGUGAGAAGAGGGAGCAUGCGUGUGUGAGUGUGUGUGUGUGUGAGAGAGAGAGCGCGUGCGUUUGUGGGCUGGUGUGUGUGUGUGUGUGUGUGUGUGUGUGAGAGGGGGAGUAGAUGAGGGAGACAGAGGGCUUCAGCUGCUUCUGCUGAGGGCUGUGUGUGCAGAGGAUGAUCAGCCAGCGCCGACUCUGUCGCUCUUGUUGCCGGGAUCGUUGUCGUGGUGCGCCAUUAUUGUCGUCGUCAACAACGCCCCCCACCGCCGCGCUCACACACUCUGCUUCCUGUCAGGGGGAGAUAUGAGCUCCAAGCACUCUUCUGACUGGAUCCCUUACAGCACGCUGGAUGAUGAAAGCAGUAACCUCCGGCAGCAGAAACUGGACAGACAGCGUGCUCUGCUGGAGCAGAAGCAGAAGAAGAAGCGACAGGAGCCUCUGAUGGUCCAGUCCAACGUAGAUGGACGGUCGCGUGCUCGCCGGACCAAGCAGUCUGAGGAACAGGCCCCGCUGGUGGAGUGCUACCUCAGCAGCAACAGCAGCACCAUCUACCAUGUGCAAGAGGCCGAGCAGGAGGAGGUAAAGCCGCUGGCUGAGCCGCCGCGCUCCGCUAAAAAGGCCAAGGCCAGUGGCUCCACCCCGCAGACCGGCAGUGGCAAGAAGGAGAAAAAGGGGAAGCAAAAAGGCAUCGACGGUCCGGCUGCCUUCCAAGACGAGGCGCAGAACCUGGACAGUCAGAUCCAGAUCCUGACGGUGGGUCACCUGUCCUCCGACGAGGCCGAGAGCGACAGUGUGUGCAGCACGCAGACCCACAGCAAGCAGGACCUGCGGGUCACCAUGCUGAAGAAAGGGAUUUCGAGCAGCAUGAACUUUGACGAAGAGGAGGAUGAUGAUGAUGAAGUCAGCUCGAGUUCGUCGCAGCUCAACAGCAACACGAGGCCAGGCUCGGCCACCAGCAGGAAGUCUUGUAAGGAGGCAGCGUCUGCAUCCACCCCGGUCGUGUGUGAGCCGGCCGUUGAUGUGGACGACCUGGAGGAGUUUACGCUGCGGCCGGCGCCGCAGGGCAUCACGGUGAAGUGCAGGAUUACCCGCGACAAGAAGGGCAUGGACCGGGGCAUGUACCCCACCUACUACCUACACCUGGAGCGGGAAGAUGGCAAGAAGGUCUUCCUGUUGGCUGGACGGAAGAGGAAGAAGAGCAAAACAUCGAAUUACCUCAUCUCCAUCGAUCCCACGGAUCUGUCUAGAGGAGGAGAGAGCUUCAUCGGGAAACUGAGGUCCAACCUCAUGGGUACCAAGUUUACAGUAUACGACAGCGGGGUGAACCCUGUGAAGACCACCUCCAGCUUAGAGGCCAGCAACCUGCGGCAAGAACUCGCAGCCAUUUGCUACGAAACCAACGUUUUAGGGUUUAAAGGGCCGAGGAAGAUGAGUGUCAUCAUUCCUGGGAUGAACAUGGACCAUGAAAGAGUAUCUAUCAGACCACGCAAUGAGCAUGAAACCCUGCUGGCGCGAUGGCAGAACAAGAACACAGAGAGCGUGAUCGAGCUGCACAACAAGACCCCGGUGUGGAACGACGACACCCAGUCCUACGUGCUCAACUUCCACGGCCGGGUCACGCAGGCCUCCGUCAAGAACUUUCAGAUCAUCCAUGACAACGACCCGGACUACAUUGUGAUGCAGUUUGGUCGCGUGGCGGAGGACGUUUUCACUAUGGACUACAACUAUCCCAUGUGUGCCCUUCAGGGCUUCUCCAUUGCACUCUCCAGCUUUGACAGCAAACUGGCCUGUGAGUAGCGCCCCUCCCUCCACCCCCAGACGUCCACAACCAGACGCAGACCCAGGGGCGCUCCACUGGCCGCCCCCGAUCGCCACUAAUGGCUGUGGGGCCCUCUGCAGCCCAUGUCUCCCUGCUCUGGAGGGCAUGGAGAGUUCAAGAUACACUGUGUACGAGUGACUCUGUGUACAUGAAUGUGUGUGGGCGUGUGUGUGUGUGUGUGUGUGUGUGUGUGUGUGUGUGUGUGUGUGUGUGUGUGUCUAUGUCUAUGUGUGUGUGUGUGUGUGUGUGUGGUUUCUCUGGCUCUUCGGGCCUUAUUGCUCCAGAUCAGGACAUUACUGCAGGAAUAAGCACAAAGACUUCACCACAAGACACCCAACAAACAAACUACAGUUGACAGAGACCACCACCACCACAAUGAGGACACAAAAGAACUGUGAUGAUCUUAACCAGUUUUUGUUAUUAAUGUUACUCACACGCCACUGGUUUGUUGUCUUUCUUGAAACUGAAGUCAUUUUAGGCGACCACUGACACCCCUGCUGCCAAGCUUAUAUUAACCCUCUGAUAUUAACCAGCUACGUGAGGAGUUUUUGAAAUCUCACACCAUACUGUACGAGUAUCUGACAUAGACUCAUGUGUGUAACUAACCACUCACCUCACUCGCACAAUGUAGCAUACCCUGCUGGCCCCUGUGUCCUGAUUAAGCGCCACUGCGAACCAUUCGGACAAAUCUUGUCUUUUAACGUUUUUCAGCUCUUCGAUGGAAUCUCAUUUUCAGGGCCGCUCUCCAUCAAGUGCAGAUUCAGUAAGACAGGAUACUACAGCCUAACGUUUUUCUACGGCAUGUCACUGUUGACAUCUCCUGCAGUCACCCUUUAUACUGCUACACAGACGUUUUGAUAGGCCACACGUGAUGUAUCAUAUUUGAUAAUAGGUUUCUUGAUCAAUUUUAAUAGCUCUCAUGUAAUAAUUUCAAAGCUGCCAUAUCACUUAUGGAAGGCAAUGGCUUUGUUUUCAGUUGAACGCGGUAUCAAAUGUUAUCAUCCUAUUUAUUUAUUUAAAUAUAAGCAGUGCAACAUAGUUUACUGUAAUAUAAUUGAUCGACCACCGAAGAAUUGUACCACUCUUAAAUAUCAGCACUAUGAUUAGAUCACUCUGCGUUAAACCAACAAGAAUUCUUGAUCUAAGGACCUCAUUAAAAGUUUCAAAACAAAUAUUGAUAAAUAAAGAGGUUUGUUCCAAAGGCUAUAUCCUCCAUUUUAAUGAAUUUGCAUUAAUCAUUUUUUUAAUUAUUUUAUUUUGUUUUUCAGGUAAUAUCAGUGGAACUGCAGUCGGGUUAUUGUUAUUUGAUUUAUCUUUACACACAACUGCAAUUGUAUUGAUAUUUCCUGAAAUGCACAUUAAAAAACAUGAUUUAUGAAUAUUCUUAAAAAAUAUAUAUUCUUAAAACUCUUCAAAUAUAUACUACAGUCUACACCAUCUGGCACCCAGAAACAGCUUUUGGAGUAGACGAAUGUAUUGGAUGGAGCACUUUAUCCAGGGUUUACGGUGUAUGUUACAUAGCUGUAAAUAUCGUGCCUUCGAAAAAAUGGAAUCUAAAAGGUCAUGCUUUAACUCACUAAAAAUGUUUCUAUUUGUGUCUCCUGGAGGAGGCUUGAGGAUGCCCCUCUCUCUCAGCCUCAGGCCGACUGCCAUCACUGGCUUGAGUGUGUCUUUCUGUACUCGACAUUUCCUGAGUCCCUGGGCUAUUUUCAGAGGAUCACAUGAUGCUGAGGUCAUUCUUCCAAUGCCCCACUUUCAUAUAUGAUAGGGCCUAGCCUUCUCUUCUAAAUAUCCUUCUACUCUUCUACGUUUACCAAGUAGAUCACGUGUCAUACUCUCACCCCACGUCCGGGUUAUACUGUUGCUUGGAACACAGAAUCGUAUACGAUAACAAUGUUUCUCUAAAGAUUUUGCUUUUCAAAAAAUUAAUCAAUGUUGGAAUGAGACUACUAAUGGUAAUUUUAAAUGAAGCUGAGUUAUCUUUCCAUGUUAGCACACAAUCUGCAUUUUAAGAAAGGUAAUCGACAUUUUUGUUUUUCUUUGUUUUUCAGACACAGGUGCAUAGUUCUGACAUUGCUCAAAUUCACUACUGGGCGGUAUGCAUCUCAGCCCUCUUACCCUGGUGGUCAUUUGUAAUAAGAGAGCUACUAAUCAAUUUCCACUCCAAUUUCCUUUGCAUUUGGUACUCCUUUUAAAAACACAACACAACAUUCUCAAAAGGCAGAACAGAAAAGGCCUGACAUGCAGCAACAGUUUAAAAACUUAGCAUUUGGAAUUUAGCAUUUCUCUAUAACUAGUUCUCUUUGCCACCAUAGUAUUGUUUUAGAACUUCAGUGUUUUUGGUGAUGAGCUACUACGGUAAAAAGUGGCAUUCGGGCACCAGAGCCGGUGAAAGGGCACCACUGCUGUACUGUAUGUAUGUGGGGAAAUGAACUGCAGCAUCAGACUCGAUAUUUAACAGAUAUCUCUCUCUUCAUUUCACUUCAUAAGGCUCUUAUAAGGGGCUGCCCAUACAUGAUUCCUCAAGCCCAUAAGGGUGGUUGAUGAUGGUUAUUUUGUAAUUCUUUUUCUAGUGAUAUGUUUUGCCACAAAAGGAAAAUGGAAUUAAAAGGCAAACUGCAAUUUAGUACACCCCAUCCCUGUAAAUUUGACAGAAACAACACAUAUUUAAUUGGUAUUUUUCCAGUGCAAGACUGGGUCUGUCCAAGGCUUUUUUCUGUACUUAAAUUGUGAGAUGUUCUUAACUGAAUUCCAAAUGAACUUUAGUGCUUCUGUUAGUUACGUUGUUCAUGAACAAACAGUGCUUUAAUAUUCUGUGUUUCGAUGCCAGUAUGCCAUUGUGUACUAUGUAAAAUGUGCACAUUGUUCAAUAUACAGUGUUUGUAUAAUUAUGAAAAUAAAGUAU